AUGUCGAAAAACGAGAAUGAUGAUGAAUCGCCCAUGAUGUCGUUCAAAUUACUCAAUAUCGCUGGAAGGGCGAGACGGGGACAACUUCAAUUGCCUCAUUCAAUCGUCGAGACGCCAGUGUUCAUGCCCGUUGGAACUCAAGGCACGAUGAAGGGCGUGUUACCAGAACAACUACUCGAGAUGGACUGCCGAAUUCUACUAUGUAACACUUAUCAUUUAGGCCAUCGACCUGGCCACAAUCUUGUGAAAAAAGCUGGUGGCAUUCACAAGAUGAUGAAUUGGCCAAGAAGUAUUUUGACGGAUUCCGGAGGAUUUCAAAUGGUUUCGCUUUCUAAAUUGAUGACGGUUGAUGAGGAAGGCGUCAAUUUUGAAAGUCCACACACCGGCGAAAUGAUGCUACUUAGCCCCGAACAAAGCAUUCACAUUCAACAAUGCCUAGGGGCCGAUAUAAUGAUGCAACUUGAUCAUGUGAUUCAUGUUCUAACAACGGGCCCGAUAGUACGCGAGGCGAUGGGAAGGAGCAUUCGCUGGCUGGAUCGAUGCAAUGCAGCACAUACUCGUGACGAUCAAACGCUAUUCCCAAUCGUUCAGGGAGGCCUCGAUAUGGAUAUGCGCAAAGAAUGUGUAGAAGAAAUGGCAAAACGAGCAAAGGUCGGCAUUGCCAUAGGUGGUUUAUCUGGUGGUGAAGAGAAAUCCGCGUUUUGGAGAGUCGUAGCUACUUGUUGUGAGGCACUCCCUCCACAUCUUCCUCGUUAUGUGAUGGGUGUCGGGCAUCCAAUUGAUCUCGUUAUUUGUUCUCUAUUAGGAGCCGAUAUGUUUGAUUGUGUAUACCCUACCCGCACUGCGAGAUUUGGAACCGCCCUGGUGAGACGUGGUGGAGAGUUGCGGCUUAAUCAAAAUAAAUACGCCAACGAUUUUACGCCAAUUGAUGAUAAAUGCACUUGCGAGACUUGCCAAAACUACACACGAGCUUUUAUCCACGCAAUUUCACAAAAGGAAACUGUCGCAUGUCACCUCAUAUCGAUGCACAAUAUCAAGCACCAACUGGACUUAAUGCGUGAUGUGCAAAAAGCUAUAGCCAGCGGCGAUGCUCAGGAAUUCUUGAAAACUUUCCUUGAAGAGCAAUACCUCGGAACAAGUGUACCUCAAUGGGUUAUUGAUGCUUGUGAUUAUAUGGGAUACAAAUUUAGUCAUUUU
This is a messenger RNA of Mesorhabditis belari, 1197 nucleotides long. Lineage: Eukaryota; Metazoa; Nematoda; Chromadorea; Rhabditida; Rhabditidae. The record is from the annotation of a GenBank genome assembly.